Molecule: messenger RNA, 1010 nt
Organism: Arabidopsis lyrata subsp. lyrata
Lineage: Eukaryota; Viridiplantae; Streptophyta; Magnoliopsida; Brassicales; Brassicaceae
Exons: 4
Coding region: 254-757 (167 amino acids)
Source: RefSeq, a predicted model, not a curated record
UCACUUACCCUACACUAUAAUUUUGAAAACACCACUCUAUGCUCAGAGACAAACACAGUCCCUCAUUACUCUCUAUCUCUCUAUCUCCUACAAGUAGACUUUAAGACAACUUUUGUCUCAGUGUUGAGUAAUGUAAAAUACCCAUCUGGUCAUUUAAUAAACACAAUCUCUUUCUCUCUCUCAUUCUCUAUUUAGAUAACUUAAAGCAGAGAGAUCCAUACAUCAUCAAUCAAACACAUUCAUCACUACUACAAUGGACUACGAAUACGGAGGAGGAGAGUACUGUCGGAGAGGACACGUACCAGCUUUUGGAAGCUGGGAUUGGAACGACGCCGUUCCUUUCACUCAGUGUUUCGAGACAGCAACUACUCAACAACCAGCUUUUCUUCACUACGCUCCUUACCCUCAAGAUCGUGAUCUUUACCUCGCCGGAGAUCUCUACGAUAAUCACCACCUUGUAGCUCCCGCCGUCAUCAUCGUCCCUCGUCGCCGGGCUAAAGUGGGUCAAGAACCGGUGGAGAAGAAGAGAAAUGUCUCCAAGGAGAACCACAGCUAUAAGACGGAGGCGCGUGAGUUUAACGCCCCGGUAAGCUGUCCAACACCGGUGGUGAAGCGGAGCAUGAAGGCACCGAAGCCUGUGGAUGAAGACUUGUACAAAGUCUCCCCACAACUUCUCUCAGUCAAAUCCAAAAGGAAAAGAGGAGGAGGUGGAUUUGGGUGCAUUUCAAGGUGUUUUUUGCCAACACGGGUGCUUUGAAGAAACAAGCGUGAGAGACUUGAGUCAGAACUACACUUUGUUUUUCUUUUUCUCUUCUUUAUCUAAUCCUAUUAUAUAUAUCAAAAGACUAUGCUUGUGAGAGUAUUAUGUAUGUAUUUAUUUAUGCGUAGGAAAAAAAGAAGAUGAAUUUCUAAAAGAUACUAGACCAAUGUAGCUUUUGGGAAAAGCUUAGCCAUAUUGUAUUAAUUAAACUAAAAAAAUUGAGACUUGGUUUUGCAAAUUCUGUAUUAUU